UUUGUUUUCGAGGUGAGCGGUGAGAAGCAGAGAUAUUUAAUUGUGAUUAAGCGAAUUGUUUUCUAUGGACUGCCAAAAAUUGGAAUAACAUCACUUAAACACACAUAGACAUCAAUACACACACACGGACUCUAUGGAUGACCCUUCAAUUAGAAAACGGCUUAUUGAUUUGUGUACCGACGAACAUGAAUACGAUGAAGUUCAAGAACUGCCAGAAGAAUCAAGCACACAGUCCUUGCAGUCAUCCGAAAUCAGCAGCAACGGUGGAACUAACGCAAGCUCAGCAUUGGGAUUGGGCGCAGUCGCAUCUGUGGGACCAUCAGGAAGCUCCGUGGAUUUGCCACCAGAAUUGCCACCGCCAAAGCAAAAAUCUGUAAAGAAUUCCAAGAAUAAACAGAAACAAAAGUCAUCAGCGAUUAAAUCAAAAAUACCACGAUCCCCAUCAUUGGCCAGCAGUUUAAGUAGUUUGGCCAGCAGUCUCAGUGGUAGCCAUAGUAAUAAUCACAACAACAACAACAACAACGUCCCACCACAGACACCACCAUUGCCAGCCGGCUAUCAGCAGUCCAAUAAGCAAAAGAAGCAUAUGAACGGUGGCAAAGUACCUGCAAGUGAUGCAGCAUCGGCGGCGUCUGCGGCGGCGAGUGCUGCAAAUCCCACUACAUCAUCUACAAAUACAGCCUUAAAUAAUGCCAACAACAAUAGCAAUAUGAACAUAAUGAUUGGAGAUGAUAAGGCUGCUACUGGUGCCGGUGCCGGUGCCGGUGGCGGUGCUCCUCCAGUUUCAGAGAGCACUGGUGGCACACAUCCUCAAAUACAGGUAACUUCAGCAGUCGAGACGACGGUUACAACGCCAACAACGCCAUCAACGCCGAAUCUAGCAUCACCAAAAAACUUUCAGUAUUUAACAUUGACUGUGCGAAAAGAUGAGAAUGGAUAUGGAAUGAAGGUUUCUGGAGAUAAUCCCGUCUUUGUCGAAAGUGUUAAGCCAGGGGGAGCUGCCCAGAUUGCUGGUCUAGUUGCUGGCGAUAUGAUUUUAAAGGUCAAUAAACAAGAAGUGCGUCUCGAGAAACACCCAACGGUUGUUAGCCUAAUUAAAGCCUCCACCAUAGUUGAAUUGGCUGUAAAACGAAGUCAGAAAAUGGUUCGUCCCACCUCGGUUGGUGUGGUCCCAACAACACCUGUCUUGUCUGGAAGAGAUCGUACCGCAUCCAUAACUGGCCCACAACCUGUUGAUAGCAUUAAACGUCGUGAGAUGGAAACGUAUAAGAUACAAACUUUGCAAAAAAUGUUGGAGCAGGAGAAGAAAAAUUUGGAGCGUCUUAAAGGCGAUACAGAGAAUCCCAGCUAUAAGCUAUCGGAGGCAAAUAUACGCAAAUUACGAGAACAACUGCGACAAGUGGGAGCCGAGGAUGCACCAACAAUAAAUCAUCAACCAGCUGCGAGCAACAAGAAUACUGCAUUACUAACGCCCAAUCAAAUCCAACACUUGUUUGCGUCCGCCACUCACAACAAUCAGCAACAUCACCUUCACAACAACAACUAUCAUCAUCAGCAACAAGCUAGCACACCGCAGUCGCAACCAGCACACUCCUCACCCGCAUUCCUUUCUCUUCUGCCGCGUUCGCUCUCGUCCCUAUCCCUGGGUACCCGAAAGAAUAAGAUCGAUAAAGAUUUCAACAAUACGACGGAAUUUUUGAAUCAACAACGAAUGCAGCAAAUGGCGGCGGCUGGUGGUUCACCAUCGGAUGCUUUUAAUGCCAUGUCUCAAUCUUUUCAUCAAAAUACAACGUCACCCACCAUGCAACAUAAUCCGCAACGUAAUUCCGCGCAGCCAUAUUGUUAUCAACAGCAACAACAACAACAGCAGAAUCGUUUCAAGGAGACGCCCAAGUCGACGUCGGGCGCAAAGCAUAAAAACAAAUUUUCAAUCUCAAAAAGUUUGAUCGAGGAAGAUAUUCCGCCACCGCUGCCGCAAAGAAAUCCACCUCGACAAUUAGCUUUGGAUCAAAGCAAUGGCAAUGCAUCACCGAAUAAUAGCAAUCUCUUAGCACCAAUUUCCGAUUUGGACAGAGCCACGAGUCCACAACAGUCAAAGGCUCUUAACGAUAGUCCGGCAAAUGUGAAAACUAAACGUUCCAAAAUCAAAACUAAAGCCCUUUCUGAUCCCAAAAUGACAACGCAAAUGUUUUUGCAAAUGGAAUCAAGUACUGGUGGCGCUUCAGCUGUGGACACGGGUAAUAAUACUGAGAAUCCCGGAAUGGACUGUGGUGGACCGCCUCCGUUACCGCCCCGUCAACCUGGAUUAUUGUCUGAUGAAAUGAAUCGCGGUAGUUGCCAAAAUCUAAGCACAGCUUCUGGUCGUUCACAGCCUAAUUCCUUGAAUUCAAUAUUUAAUUAUCCUUUGGUAUCAACAUGUACGGCCGUUCAAAAUGACAAUAUAAAGGCGGCUUUUCCGCUAUCGCAAAGGCCCAACAUUCUCUAUCAAUUGCAGCAUCAUCAGCAACAACAACAACAACAACAACAACAACAACAACAUGUUAGUAAUAUGCCAACAGUCGCACUGGGUCAGACACCACAUUUAAGCCAAAUUAAACAUCGACGUGUUGGUUCUUCACCAGACAAUAUGCAUCCAAGACAUCCAGAUCGUUUAACGAAAACAACGUCAGGAUCUUGGGAGAUUGUCGAAAAAGAUGGUGAAAUCACACCACCAGGAACUCCACCGCCGCCAUAUCUCAUUAGCUCGCAUUUACCUGAAGAUCCCAACGAGAGCUGCAGUGGUGGUGCGGGAAUAUGUAUAGAAUCACAUCAGUUUACCCCCAUAUCGUCGCUGCCGAAGUCCUUACAUUCCAGUCACAUGCAGGCGGCUCAGUCUACUGAUACACAAAAAGAGAUUAUAUCUAUGGAGGAUGAGAAUUCAUCGGAUCCCGAAGAGCCUUUCAUUGAUGAAAACGGUCCAUUUAAUAAUAUGACACGUUUGCUUGAAGCAGAGAAUGUCACAUUUUUGGCCGUCUUUCUCAAUUAUGUACUAUCGAAUUCGGAACCGGCGCCAUUAUUGUUUUACCUAAUCACCGAACUAUACAAAGAGGGAACCUCGAAGGAUAUGCGUAAAUGGGCCUAUGAGAUACACUCAACAUUCCUUGUACCGCGUGCACCAUUAUCUUGGUACCGCCAAGAUGAAUCAUUGGCAAGGGAGGUGGAUAAUGUCUUGCAGCUGGAAUUUGAUAAGGUUGAAAUAUUGCGCACCGUCUUCUUACGAAGUCGUAAACGUGCCAAGGACAUUAUUAGUGAGCAAUUGCGUGAAUUUCAACAAAAGCGAACCGCCGGCCUGGGAACUAUUUACGGACCAACCGAUGAUAAGCUAGCUGAAGCAAAAAAUGACAAACAGAGGGAGCAGAUCAUUGACAAGUAUCUGAUGCCCAAUCUACAGUUGUUGAUAGAGGAGUUUGAAAAGGAUUUACCAUUGGAGGAUGCACGAAAACUUGCUCUAUGCUCAGCUUUGUCGACAGUAAUUCAUCGUAUAUUUAAUACACGUUCCCAUCCGAACAGUAUUGUGGAUCGUGUGCAUCAUUUUGUAAGCCGAGAGAAGAGUUUCAAAUCACGUCUUAUAGGCAAAAAUCGAAAGAUGGUUGUACGUGGUCAUCCAUUGGUAUUACGUCAAUACUACGAAGUGACGCACUGCAAUCAUUGUCAGACCAUUAUCUGGGGUGUCAGCCCGCAAGGUUAUCAUUGUACAGACUGUAAAUUGAAUAUUCACCGUCCAUGUUCGAAAGUAUUAGACGAGAGUUGUCCCGGUCCACUUCCUCAGGCCAAACGACAUCCCCAUAAUGACAACAAAAUUAGUAAAUUCAUGGAUAAAAUUCGGCCACGGACAAGCGAUUUCAUUGCAAAUGAGAAACGUUCCCGUCAAGAUGAGGAUAUGGACGCUGAUUUAGCUAAUGAACGCGUCUCGUCGUCUACAUCGAUUGUGCGUCAACCUUCAGACCGUAGACCAGAUGCCAACAUUUCAUUGCGCUCUAAUGGCAACGCAUCAUCAAAUACUUCGGCGCUUAAUAGCAGUGAUUUGCAAAGUUCAUAUCAUGCUGGACAAAAUGCCAACGAUAGUAUUAAUGCAAGCGGUGGUGGUCCCAGCUUCUCAGCGGACCUUUCCAAUGCUGGCAUGGGCUCAGGAGCCCUGUCCAAUAGUUUGGUAGGAGCUGUCGGUGCCGCUGGCAUUGCUGAAUCAAAUGCAUCAGAUGCUCCAGAUAAAAAAGAUGCUCGAAAAGAGCGUUAUCAGCAUAAAAGCGCACCAGUUUCUGUGAAUCGAUCUGAAUCGUAUAAGGAACGUUUGUCAAGUAAACGGAGUCGUAGUAAUCGCCGCAAGACCUCGGAUCCCAGUUUAUCGUCACGUCCCAACGAUGAUCAACCGGACUUGGGUCUCUCCAAUGCCAACUAUACAGCAAGUUCGAAUUCUAGUCUCUCAUCGGGCGGUGGUGCUGGCUCUGAAAGUCCAAGCACUUCGAUGGAACAAGUGGCUGGAGGAAGUAUACCAGGAGCCGGUGGCGCCACGGCUGGCAACCUGCAUCAACAUCCACAUUUGCUAAUACAGCAACAUGCUUAUCAGCAUAGUCAGCAGGAUUCCUUUCAGAGUAGUGUGGGUAGCAGUAGUGCUAGCAACACAAGCUUUUGGAACUCCGGUCACCAGAUGCCGCCGCCGCCACUGCAAAGGCAAUGGAACUUUGAAAGUGACGAUGAGGACGAUCUCAAUGAAGCCGAUUGGAGUUCAAUGGUGGCUGCUGAAAUGUUAGCUGCUCUGACCGAUGCAGAAAAGAAACGUCAAGAAAUUAUUAAUGAAAUCUACCAGACAGAGCGCAAUCAUGUACGCACCCUCAAGCUAUUGGACCGACUAUUCUUUUUGCCACUCUAUGAGAGCGGAUUACUUCCACACGAGCAUCUCUUGUUAUUAUUCCCACCUGCAUUGCUUUCGCUGCGUGAAUUGCAUGGCAACUUUGAGCAAAAAUUAAAAUUGCGUCGAGUUGAGCACAAUCAUGUGGUGACUCAUAUUGGCGAUCUAUUGGCCGACAUGUUUGAUGGCCAAUCUGGAGAAGUGCUUCGUGAAUACGCCGCACAGUUUUGUGCUCGUCAACAGAUCGCACUGGAGGGGCUUAAGGAGAAACGUCACAAGGAUGAGCAAUUGCAGAAGUUGCUUAAGAAAUCCGAAUCGCACAAGGCUUGCCGACGUCUCGAAUUAAAGGAUUUGUUGCCCACUGUAUUGCAGCGUCUAACAAAGUAUCCUUUACUAUUCGAGAAUUUACAUAAAGUUACAAUUCGUGUGGUACCUGAAAAUAAAUCUGAAGCGGAAGCAAUACAACGAGCCUUGGAAUCUUCAAAAGAAAUACUGGUCGAGGUGAACAAGGCUGUAAAAACGGCAGAGGAUGCUCACAAAUUGCAGAAUAUACAGCGCAAAUUGGAUAGAUCCUCAUACGAUAAGGAUAAGGAUGAACGAAAGCUGGAUUUAACACAACAUCGCCUUAUACACGAUGGCAAUUUGACAAUGAAAAAGAAUCCCAGCAUACUACUUCAUGGCUUACUAUUUGAAAAUAUGAUUGUAUUGCUUACCAAACAGGAUGAUAAAUAUUUGUUGAAAAAUCUGCAUACGCCGGGUGUGAAUAAUAAACCUGUUAGUCCAAUCAUGAAUAUUGAUUCGGAGACUUUAGUGCGCCAGGAAGCCGCUGAUAAAAAUUCAUUUUUCCUAAUCAAAACAAAGACAUCACAAAUGUUAGAGUUGCGAGCCCCAAGCAGUUCAGAAUGUAAAACAUGGUUUAAGCAUAUUUCGGAUGCAGCAGCGCAUCAGUAUAAGCCACGUCCAAAGAACUCAGCCAACAGUCAUGAUACAACAGUCGAUGAGCCAUCUUCAGGUAAUCUACCGCACUCACACACGAAGGAGUCGUCGCUGGAUCUAACACCGGAUCGCGUUCAGCCAAUGGCAGCCACAGCAACAAUGACAACAACGCCAUUGGCGCCUCUUUUGCCCAUUGCUACAGUGACGCCGGCGCCUAUUGCCAGCAGCAAUAGCAGUUAUGACGGCGGCGUACAGCUGCGAAGCACUCGCCGAGAUUCAACUCCAAGUGACAAUGUCAGCUAUUACAAUAUCACGGAUAAACAACGUUUGAGCCAUCAAGAGGCAGGCUCAUCCGGUUUGGGCUCAUCAUCUGUCAGCCGAUCCAUGUCAAUACGAAGCUGCGGUGAAUCCAACAAUAACUAUGCGGAUAAUGACGCAGAUCAUAAUGGCGUUAUUUUGCGCCAUACACAAUCGGCACGUGAAUCGAACAACUCGAAUGCCUCGGAGCCCCGUGGAGAUGAACGCAUUUCAAGCUAUGGACUUGUCGGUGGUCAUUCGAAACGCGACAGUGCCAGCAUUGUGUGCUCCAACAAUUCCAAUAAUACGCGUACCUUACUCAUGCAGUCGCCUCUGGUGGAUCCCGCAGCCAUUCAAAUAAGUAUUAGUCCAGCUCAUACUGCGGAGCCGGUGCUGACACCGGGUGAACGGUUACGACGCUUGGACUCCUCCAUACGCGAUGGUUUAUUGGAGAAACAAAAAAUUAUUUGCGAUAUCUUCCGUUUGCCAGUUGAGCAUUUCAAUGAGAUUGUCGACAUUGCUAUGAUGCCGGAAGCUCCUAAAGAUAGCGCCGACAUAGCAUUAGCUGCCUACGACCAGGUCCAGAUGUUAACGAAAAUCUUGAACGAAUACAUGCGCGUUACCCCGGAACAGGAGGUUUCGGCUGUAUCAACGGCGGUCUGUAGUCACUGUCACGAGAAGGAAAAGCAUCGGAAAAUUGUUUCGCAUUCACCGUCGCCACCGCCCCUGCCGCCACCAAACAAACAACAUGCUCAGGCUCAGGCCCAACCGCAAAUUCCUUUGUCACGGAUGAUGCCCAAACUGCAUACACAUAGUGUUGAUGAUGUGGCUAUUCAUGAAGAUGAUGACGGUUAUUGUGAAAUCGAUGAAUUGCGACUACCAGCUAUAACAACAAAGUCAUCAUCAACAACGGAUUCGAAAUCUACUCCUACAGCUACACCAUUGGCUCCCUUGAAAUCUUCCGAAUCUUCAGCUGGAAUAUCGAAUAGUGCUUCCAACGCAUUCUUGACCACUGAAAAUGUGUCUGUGGAGCCAGUAGAUAAUUCUCAAAAUGAAGAGAUCAAGAAUGAUUCAGCUACAGAAAUUGCGAAGAAUAACGAGGAAAGAGAAUCAGAAACAGCUCCAGCAUCAGCUGUUGUUCAAGCCGAGGAACAAAAAGUGGAAAACAUAAAGGAUACAGAUAUUGAAUCUAAAAAGCAAGAAGAAAUCACAAAGAGUGUAACCGAAACUCCUUUGCCGGAUACUGACGAAGCAGCUAAAGCAAAUGACUCUAACGCGGAAGUUAAAAUAAGUGAUGUUUACGAAACUAUGGCUGCACUUAACAAAGCUCAUGCCACUAUUUCAAUGAUUGACAAUUCCACGCAGACAGCACAGUCGCUUCAAGUAUCCACAAUCCAGGCACAAACUCAAACUAUCAGUGAGAAAACUAUAAGCCCAUCGGCAGUCAUCGGAUUGGGGGGAGGAAGCAGUUGUGGUCCAAACCGCAUACAGCAUGCCAGCUCAUUGGAGCCUAGUGUACCCUGUCAUGCACUCAGCAGCAUUGUUGGCGUACUGAAUGAGCAAAUUUCCUUGCUCUUGCCCAAAAUCAAUGAGCGCGACAUGGAAAGAGAGCGCCUGCGUAAGGAAAACCAACACCUGCGCGAGCUAUUGAGUGCAAUGCAUGAACGUAAGCAAGUUGAUGCGAUAAAAGAAACUCCAACUGACAUUAUGACUAUACUGCAGGCAGCAGACGCAGAAUUUGAGGAUGAUCUGGACUCCAUAUCCAAUACGUCACUGACACCAACGCCCACUCCGAUACCAACUACUCCACCAAUUAGUGCCAGCAAGAAACAGAAAUCCGGCGGCAAUGCAGUGGAAGAGUAAAUUCAUUUUAUAUGAGAGAACAAUUGCAAUUCCAAUUGUUCUUCACUACUUUCUCCUUUUAAAGCAAGCACAUGAUUUUGUUUUUGUUUUGUCACGCAGUUGUCCAAUUGAAUUGGCGGCGUCAAUGUUUCGUUUAGCUUUUCUGAAACAAGCCAUUUACUCCAGUUAAUAAUGCGGCCCUCAUUUUGGCAGCAUUAAUAAUAUGGAGUACGCAUGCAAUUUUUUUUUUUUAUAAAGAACUACUUAUAUGUAACUUUGCUACUCCAGAUACAUUUUCUGUAUAAGAUAAUAUCAAUAGGAUUUUAUAUACAUAUUUACAUACAUAUAUAAAUAUAUAUAUUUCUAUAUACAUAAUUAAAUUGAUGUAAAGCCAAACUAACUGGUAAAUAUAUAAAAUGUUUGAUACAUUUACACGCCCACAAGAAUCUAAUACAGAGCAACAAAAACAUGAAACUUGAAACUAAUUUGAGAAUUUUCUCAAUAGCCGCAUAAAAUCACAAUGUUAUACAAAUUCUACUCCAAUUUUUAACAAAUAUAUACACGCAUACAUAUAAACAACAUACAUACCUACACAGAUUGGGCCUAGUAUUAUGAUGUAACUCUGGAUGAAAGUGCUUUCCAUAUACAAACCUAUAUAUGCCAAUAUAUUUAAAGUAUUCUCGGACACACACACAUAUUUUUCUUCAGCCUUCUAAUGUUUCAACACAACAAAACAAAACAAAAAAAGAAAAGAAAUGUUUUACAAAGCAAACGCAAAUUAUAUAAAUGCCGAAAGUGUAAAUGUGAAUACUCAACUUUUUUUUUUUUUUAGCGAUAAAUGUAUUUCCAAUUCAACGGAGGUCCAACACUUGCCUUUAAACGAACAUCAUAUGAUGUUGUUUUACGAAACAAAACAAAAAAAAAUGUGACUAAUUUCCUAUUUUAAAUUAAAAACAUGCAGUGCACUUUUGAGCGAAGCUUUUAUAUCAAUAUUAACCUAGAACUGAAUAUUCAACAGUAGACAUAUGUAUAAAUAAUAUAAACCUAUAUUCAUAUAUAUACCUAUAUUUACAUACAUAUAUAAUUAUAUACAUAUAUGCAAACAUUGUUUGUGAAAAGGGCUUCGAAGUCCACUUAGGUGACGUCAAUUUUGUAACGAAGAAUGGAACGCAGAACAAUUUAAUCUUACAAUUAGUAUGAUGUACGCAAAUGAAAUAUUAAAUUUAA
This is a messenger RNA of Drosophila willistoni, 9187 nucleotides long. RefSeq lists its product as uncharacterized. The transcript is spliced from 24 exons. Gene Ontology annotation, cellular component: cytoplasm. Gene Ontology annotation, molecular function: G protein-coupled receptor binding; guanyl-nucleotide exchange factor activity. Lineage: Eukaryota; Metazoa; Arthropoda; Insecta; Diptera; Drosophilidae. The record is from RefSeq and is a predicted model, not a curated record. Gene Ontology annotation, biological process: G protein-coupled receptor signaling pathway. Bases 134 to 7981 code for a protein of 2615 amino acids.